AUAUCGUGUCGUACUGUUAAAAUGGCCGCUUGGAGAGUACUUCAAGAACACAGUCAAGAAGAAUCUUGAAGUGGUAUGAGAGGCUUUUGCACACUGAAACAGAGGAGAAAAAUGCUCCGUCUGCAGAGGGUCGAAGGGAAUUGCUAUGAUCCAUCUCUACAACCAGAAAAAAUUUUGCUAAAACCGACUGUCACUCGUCUCGGACGCAGUAAUGAAUAUUCAGAUGUUGUUAUUGACAGUGUGAUAUCUCCUUUAAUGAUCAGUCGUGUUCACGCUGAAAUUCAUUUCAGCAAUGGAAAAUUCAGAAUUGAUUGUAAAGGACUGAACGGGCUGCUAGUCAACAAAGCAAAGCGUAGCUCUGCUGUCCUAUGCGAUGGUGAUGUUGUUGUCUUUGGAGGUGCUGGCGUUAAAACGAAAGAAGGACAGAGUUUGUCAGCUUACGAUUCGGAGCUUGUGUAUGUUUUUAAUGAGGUCUGCCAGAAUGAUUCUGAAGAAGUGGGCUCCCUUGGGGAAGGAACAAGCGAUGGAAGCGUGCGAAGGCGAAGCAAACGGAAAAAGCCCGCAUCACUAAGUGAAGGAGUGAGCUCUCCAUGUGAAAAGAAGACUAAAGGCAGCAUGGACGAUAAGCAGGUUUUUGAAGUUGAUCAAAAAGCUGAUCCACAGGAAGAAGUAAACAUCAGUGAAGUAGAUGAAAGCAGAUCAAAGAAGUGCUUGAAAGAUUUAAAUGAGGAGCUACUUUGUUGUAUCUGUCGUGAACUGAUGGUAUUGGCACACACUUUGCCUUGCUCACACACUUUCUGUUUUGGUUGUAUCAGGGACUGGCUUUGUCAUUCAAAAGACUGUCCAAACUGUAGAGCAAAGGCUCAACUCAAGUCUGCUGUACCAGUGAAGGUGCUAGACAAUACAAUAAACAAAGUAGCAGAAGAAGUUCUUUCUCCAGAGGAACUUGAAGAAAGGCAGCUGAAAAUUCAGUGCUACUGACUCCCACAGAAAAAGAGCAGCAUCCCCAUCUGUACCCACACCCCAUACUCAUGACCCCCUCCAAGGACUGCACCUGAAGAGGCUGCUCCCAAGGAAUUGCAUUUGAGAUGUAUUUAGAAACCGUCUAUAGACUGAGGAGUGUUUUGAUUGCAUCAAGUUGCAAUUGCUAUUUAGGUAUUCCAUGCAUGCAGGAGUUUUCAUGAACAAGUUCCUUUAAAUAGUAUGAAAUAUAAAUUGAUUGAAUGAAUUACUGAUAUUAUAGGAUACUUUUCACUGUACUCAUGAACUGAGUACAGUUCUCCUUUAGGUUCAAAUAGUGUUGACCAUUGUUGAAAUGAUAUCUUACUGAAUGCAUUGUGAAUAAAUUUUACUUGUUUGAUUUGCAAAAGUGUGUUACUCUUCAACAAGAAUGGCUGCAUGAGUAAUGGAUAAGUUAUCUUUUUUGUUGUAUUAAAAUCUCAUCUUUGGCUGAAGUAGGCUAUUUAGGAUUAUUUUUUUGACUUUGCCAGAUUGCAUCAGUUGAUAGCUAAGAUGUAAAGUUCAUGAGAAACCCUUCCACCUUACUUGGUUUAGUUUAAGAGCCAAGUUAACCAAGAUGUUGUCUUGCAAAUUCUCAUUCUUCAGAGACAGAGCAAAUUAGAUGAAGUAGCAGGAAGGAAUGGGGAGACUGAUGGUUUGGGAGGCAUUCCAGCUACACAGCCUCCCCUCACCACACCCCUGGAAAGAAGAGAUAUUUCUCCACAGUUGAGCAUACUCUGGAGCACAUUGUUGGCCAGCUGGAUGUGCUCACACAGACGGUUUCAAUUUUGGAACAAAGGCUGACGAUGACUGAGAAUAAACUACGAGAAUGCCUGGAUAACCAACAGAAAAUAACUCUACAGAUCAGACCUAACGAGUAGCGCUAUGCGGCGUCAGUAUAAAGAGACUUGAUCAUUAGACAUGUUCAGAAUUCUUUUAAAACUAGUCUUUGUAAGGUAAUAUUGUAAACUAUGAAAGAAACUUUCAAUUGAGUGUCGAAAAUAGUCAUGGAUAUAGUCAUGGGCAUUGGUUUAGCUUGACUGUAGUCUGUUAUUGGUUUAGCGAGCCUAUACCGCCCCCUUGACCAAUCAGGUACGAGCCUCAUCAAGAUCGAGUGUGCAGUAGGGCCAUUCGCAUAUUUCCAGCACUUCAGGCUUUUCUUUGAGUUAUCUUUGGCAUUUUGUUAUAUUUCCUUUAUUGGAGCAGUUUCCAGCUGAGUAUCAAAAGUGAUGCUGGAUUGCUUUGGUUUUGCUUUACUUCGUUAUGUGAUUGGUCCAGGAAACUCGCGUCACAAUCUUAACCAAUCAAAUGUAAAACUAAAACCAACUACGACUUGGUCACUCGCGUUUUCCCGCGCUUUAAGGAGGUUGCCUGUUUCUACUCUGUGUUCUCAUUGGCUAAUAAUCAUGGUAACCUUUUUUCUGAUUGGCAGUUGUCAUCACUUUGGAUUUGGUUUUUCGAUACUUAAUUGAAAAGUGCUCGACGAUUGGCAAUUGUGAUAAAUUUGGAUUUGGUUGUAGGACACUCAGUUGAAAUUCGCUUUUUGAGAAUACAGUGUUUUAUAUCUGUGUGUACAUAUCAUAUAAAGUUACUAAGGCAAUAUCAGAACUACAAGUAGGUAAAUAAACUAUUUAUACCUACCUUUGCUGUAUGUUUGGAAUGAGAAUUUGUUUUACAUUUAAUCGGAGGUUGAAGUAGCUUUUUGGUGAGCUGAUUUUAUGUGCUGGUGUUCUCUGUAUUUAAUGUUCUUAUGUGUUUUAAAAUUGUUUUUGGCUUAAAUACGUAUUCAGUAACUAUAGAUCUAGACCAAACAGAACAUUAUUUGUCCGCUGGUGGAUACGAGUUUAUAAUAUCUCUCACAAAAGAGAGAUAUUGUCGACACUCGAGAAUAAAUUUGUAUUAACCCACGGCCAAGUAAUGCCUCCUCAGGGUUGUCAAAAAGAUUUUGUGUAGCAGCCGUCAAUUCAGUGUCAAUUCCACGUUUUAUUCGAUCCGAUCAACUACGCUCAGCACACUGUUCGAAUACAAUACUGUAUGAUAAAUCCUUUCAAACAAGUAAGUGUCCUUUUCCGUAACCUUG
This is a messenger RNA of Pocillopora verrucosa, 3079 nucleotides long. The record is from RefSeq and is a predicted model, not a curated record. NCBI's taxonomy places the organism in Eukaryota, Metazoa, Cnidaria, Anthozoa, Scleractinia, Pocilloporidae.